AUGGACCGUAUCUUCGCAACAUCCUUUCUCGAAUAAUUUAUUGUGUUCAUUAUAUAUACCUUCUUGUUUGUUUCUGAGUAUUGAAGGUCUUGUAGUUCUUUUAGAGAUAUUCUUUAAGAGAUCAUGCAUGGCUUUAUAGAUAAUAUAUUAUAAGAACUAAGAGCACCUCCAACCAUAAAAGUGCUAAUACUUAGCACUAAGGCUUUUAUUAAUAAAUUAUUAGUAUUUUUAAUUUAAAUUAGUUAUGUUUUUUAAAUUAAAUUUAUAAUGAACAACUGACCAAUGAUUGAUAAACAAGUGAGAUGCACUAUUUUUCAUUUGGUUCUUAAAAGUGUGUGUUUUAGAACUUCUCUAAUUUCUCUUUCUUAUUAUUCAUUUAUUUUUAUUUUUUUCUGUGUUAGAGAACCCAUCUAAAUACCUCCAAUGGAGGUGCUCUAAUAAAGAGCAGAGAUAAAAUUUGUCUCCCAUAUUACUGAUCGUAGAUUUCCUUAACAUUCAAACAGCUUCUGUUUGUAAUACAUGAUACAUUAUCUUACUUGUUUAUGCAUAUGUACCAUAAAGAAAUCAACAAAACGGAAUAUCUCCAACUAUAUGAUAUUUUGCAGUACCGAAUAAGAAUUAACCAACAUGAAACAUUAAUAUCAUAAGAUAUAAAACUAUAUGAUAUUUUCUAGAAUAUUAUUAUAUAUCUUGUUGAUCAUAUGAUCAUUCGUUUCUGUUCUAUAUAUACUGGAGUAAUGCUCAAAGUUUGUUUUUUUAGGUGUUUUCAACUCAUCUCCAUAAUUCUCUUCGAAUCACUUUUACAUAGAGAUGAAUUUUACUUUCAUUGUAAGUAUUUAAUAUUUAUCUAUUACAAAGAUAUACAUUAGAACAAAAUUAUAUCUAUGAUAACAUUUCUUAUUUUCUUAAAAAAAAUUUAGAAAUGUAUUGAGAUGGUCUAACAUCCUACGCAGUUGGUUAGUAAUGCUAAAAACUCAAUAAUCUUUAUACAACUAUGCAACAUUGCUAAAGAAUAAACUUUGAGUUAUAAACGAAAAAUAAAAUUAUUUUAAUUAUAUUUUAAUGUUAAUAAGUAUUUAAAUUGAUUAAUUUCAAAAAUAAAUCACAGAAAGAUUUUUAAAAUAUUUUGCUAGAAAGAAAUAUUCAUUUCUAUUUCAAGUUUAAAAAUAAAAAUCUAAAAUUAAAGAUUUAUUUGAUGUGUGUUUUUUUUUUAAUUUAGACAAUCAACUUGAAAUGCUUUUGUCAUGUAACAUUACAAUUUAUGUCACUCAUUUUUAACACCAACCUAGUUUCCUUAUUAAUGGUUAAAUUUGUAUUUACAGUGAAUGUAGCCUUAGUCAACUGUUAAAAUUAUUUCAAAACAAAAUUCCAAAAAAAUGUAGUCUUUAUCUUAUUUUCAGAAAUUUUAAUUUUAGAGAUAUAUUCAUGAAAAAUAAGUUAUAAAUAAGAUCUUUAGUUUUCAAAUAUGCUUGAUAUCUACUAAAAUAAAGAAACCACACCAAAUCUGAAUUACAAACUAACUAAAUACCUCUAAAUACGACCUUUACUAUGAAAUUAUUUUGCAAGUAUAAUAUAUCAUAGUUUUUUUUAAAAAAUAUUUUUCUCUUUUUAGCAUUAUCCCAAAAUAACUUAUCUGUUAUGUAGUUGCAAAUAAAUUAAAUCUAUAUUAAUAUAUAUAUAUAUAUAUAUAUAUAUAUAUAUAUAUAUAUAUAUAUAUAUAUAUAUAUAUGAAAUUUAGAAAUAAACAAAAAUUUAUGUAAAAUAGCAUUGUUACAUAAUAAGGUUUUCAAAAUAAAUUUUAUUACAAGAAUACAAAAUUUAUAAAAUGAUGAAAUUAAAUAAAAAUUAUAAAAUUGAUCUAUUCAGAAUAUAAACAUUUUGGUUUAGCCAUACGAUAUGUCAUUAAAAUAUUGAGCUACCUAAUUUUUACACCAAUAUAAAUAUCUGUAAUAAACUCAUGACAAAUAACAAAUACACAGUGAAAUGUAUUAGAUAUCAUAAACAUUGUAUAGAAAUAAUAUUAUAAGUCAGCUAAACAUAAGUAUGAUAGAGUUAGAUAAUACAUAACACUAAAUUAUUGAAAGUUUUUGUUGUAUAAACUAAAAUAUUUUAGUAUAGAAAAGGAUAAAAUCUAGUUAAUUAUUAAACUUAAUGUUAUAAUAAGAAUAUUGGACUAAGAUUUUUUGGAAGAUUCUCAUGGAUUUAGGAAAUUCAAAUAAUAAUAUAUAAUUAUUGUUAGAAUAUUAUUAGGUACAUACAACAGUAUAUUGACGGUCCAAUUUAAAAAACAUAUAUUAAAAAAUCACACCUGAAAAAGUUAUGAUUUUUAUUUUAAUAUGUAACUAAAUUUUAAUCCGCGUUUUCAAAGUGCGGGAUAAUAAUUCGGUGAAAACUUUAUAUAAGAGCAUUUUUUUCAUAACAUCUGUAACCCGAAAUCCAAACCGAACCUAAACCAAAACAUCUGAUUUGUACCUACAAUGAAAUGUAAGAAUAAAUCUCGUAGGAAGGAAAAAAACAUAUACAUACCCGAAAUAUUAUUAGCCAAACUCGAAGAAAUGCACCGAAGAGGUGGCCACCGAGAGGAUAAUUAUUGAACCUAUUUUCUUAAAAGUAUAGAUAGUUAUAUUAAAAUUUACAUGAAUACAUUUUGUGAAGAUAAGAUAAUUCAUUUACAUAACCUGCUCCAUAUUAAUUUUAUUUAUACUUUUAUACUAUUAAACCAGAAGUCAUGAUUUCUAUCAAUGUGUUAUUUUAAAAAAAAAAAAUAGAAGUUCCCUAAAAAAUCAUAUUUCAUUUAUUCCAAUUAACAUUUUAGCAUCAUUAAAAUAUCAUAUCUUAUAUAAUCAACACAUAUAACAACUUUACUUGUUUUAAUUUUAUUUUAAAUUAUUACAAAUUUGCUGAUAAAAAAUCUAACAAAAUCAUACUAAAUAUAUAAAUAUUUAUGGAGAAUUUUCUUGUUUACCACUUUCAUGGUGCCAUUAUUCAUCUUUACACCACUAAAAGUACAUUUUCAAAAAUACUUUUUUAUUAAGUGGCAAAAGACUUUUAUACUCUUGUUCUAUAUAUAAUAAAUCAUUACUUUUAGAAAAAAUUAUGUUUUCAAAUUAUACUUUUUCAAAUUCGAACUUUAUAUAAUUUUUUUGAAUUUUUUUUUUCGAAAUUGGUUUUUUUCAAAAUUUCUUUUAAAAAUCGAAAAUUAUGUUUGAAACCAUUUUUUAUUUUUUUUUUAUUUUUAAGUAUUUAUUUAUAUAUUUAUUAGAAUCCUAAAUUUCACAUUCCAAAAAAGUAGAGUAUGUUACAAACUCUGAUAUAUACAAAUAACAAUGAUUUUUAUUUACAUAUUACCCAUCAAAUAAAAGAGAAACAAACACAGCCACACGAGAAGAUACAAGAGACAAUCCCGACAGACACAAAGACGGCAACAACAUCGCCACCUGCUCACUCCUCUUGUCAUAUGAAAAUAGCUUACAUGUCCAAUGUCAACAUGCCAAUGCUAUUGUCUUCUUAUAAGAAAUACAUAAAUUCGUUUAAAACCCAUUAAGCUCAAAUACUCAGAAUUGUCACUCAUUUUAUAGUUAUUUCUACAAGUCUUCAUGUAUUUGUUUUAAAGGUCUGGUAAAAGAAUAAGUUUAAAAAAAAAAAUAUAACAAACAUAAUAAGGAUAAUAAAAAUUAUUACUUAAUACACAAAGUUUACACAACUAAACUGGAGAAAAAAUAUCCAGAAACAAAAUAUACUCUCAACAAUCUUAAUAUAAUUUAUGUACUCUCGAACAGUACAAGAAACAAAUUUUAAAAGACAAACAAUAAGUCUCAGUGACACAACAAGCAACACCACGAACUAUAUCAAUCUCAUUACUGACACAGUUUAGUCAUUCAUUAGUGGAGAACAAUGAAUACACAGUUCAUCAUCACAACUCUAACUCUAUAACUAUAAAAAAAACUUAAAAAACAAUGAUCAACCUAAAAUGCAAAAUUCACAACUAUCAUAACCCUAGCAAAUAUUGAGAUGAAACAAGAACUUUGUCCACAACAUCGCGCUUGCGUGGAGCAGUGCCCCUAGUUGAAUAAAUAUAAUAGUCCAAGCUAGACUAAGUGUUUUUGUUUUAAUACUAUUGAUAUUUAUUUUAAGGACCUUAUCUUAUAUUAUACCAGAAUUAUGUUGCCUAUUAUAUUGGUUAAUUCAUGUUAUCACAACCAUGUGAAAGUGUUUUUGAUUCGAAACUCAAGUUCAUUGGAAGCCUUUUCUUUUUCUUUUUCGCGAGGCCCAAUUUGAUCAAACAAUAAGAUGAUGAGAUUAAAGUGAAAUCCGAAUAUCUAAUAUGCCAAAAAAAAAAAAAUCUUGAGGGAACAAAAAGAUUGCAUCCAUAACUAAAUAGGGUUUCUUAUACUACUUAGUUAAAAAGUGUCUACCAUCGGAUUAGUUCAUUUUGUUGUCGUGUAGUUUCAGUCUUUUCUUUUCUGGCUUUGGUUUAGUUUGAUAGCUUUGUUGCUUAGGGCUUCAUGGUGAAAUUGAGAAAGCUAGGGUUUUUCUAAAUUCUAAUGGACAGGAUCAGUUUCUUGCCCGAUGAUUUCCUUUUGCAGAUACUUUCACUGCUUCCUACAAAAGAUGUCUUGACCACAAGUGUUUUGUCUAAACGAUGGCAAUAUCUUUGGAAGUUGGUUCAUAAACUCGAGUACACCUAUUGCGACAGGAACGCUGACCAUGGGAGAUUUGUGAGUUUUGUGGACAGAUCUUUGCUGUUAAGCACAGCUCCUGUCUUAGAGAGUUUGCAGUUCAAUAUCCGUAGGAAAUGCAGCGACAUAGAUAUCGGGUUUUGGAUUAGAACUGCAGUGAAACGAGGUUUGCGUGAACUCAGUUUCGACUAUUGGCCUCAUAAUACUAUCAAUGAGCCUAGCAAAUUGCCUCAGAGUUUGUUUACUUGUGGAACACUCGUGGUACUUAAACUCACCGAUGUAUCGCUUGUGGAUGUCACGUUCCCGGUUUGUUUUCAGCUCCUCAAGACAUUGCAACUUAGUUGUGUGAUUUACAUAGACGACGAAACUCCUCAAAAGCUUUUAUCAAGCUGCAAAAUUCUUCAAGAGUUGGACGUGAACCGAGUAAAGAAUGACAAUGUGACAAUAUUUUCUAUAAAUGUGCCUUCGUUACAAAAGCUAAUCUUCGAUGGAAAAUGGGGUACUCAUGACGGCAUUUCUGAGUUUGUGAUGAAUGCUCCUUCUUUGAAGUUCCUAGAGAUCAAUGAUUGCAGUAACGGAUGUAUGGUCGAGAAAAUGCCGGAGCUCGUGGAUGCAAAUCUUGAAGCUAUCUAUUGGAAUACCGACAAUAUACUCAGUUCUUUCACAUCAGUUAAACGUCUCUCGUUAUGUUUAGGCGAACAGUCUCCUUUUCCUACUGGUGAGAUCUUCCACCAGCUUGUGGACUUGGAGUUUUGCACAUGUGAAACGGAAUGGGAUUUACUUAUGUAUUUUCUCAAACAUUCUCCGAAACUUCGAGCUCUCAGACUCAACGAGGUAAAGAAACUUUACCCUUACAACUUUGUGAGAUCUGGUGGUAUUUUUGGAGCACGAAUAGAUCAUUGGGAUGAGCCAAGUUCUAUUCCUGAAUCGUUGAUGUUCAGUCUUGAAACUUUCGAGUGGACAACUUACAGAGGAUGGCAGGUAGAGAAAGAACUCGCAACGUUUCUCUUGAAACAUUCAAGGCGUCUAAAGACAGCGACUAUCUCACCAAAACCCACCAGUUUGGAGAAUAAACAUCGAAUCCUCACGGAGUUGGCACUUUUGUCUAGAGGUUCGACGACAUGCCAGCUUGUGUUUGGAUGAAAGUCUGAAACCAUCUCAUUUUAAAAGCAGUUUGUUUGCAUCUCUUAAACCAUUUGCUCUGUUUAUCUCAUUUCUCUUCUCUAUAUUUUAUAGUUAGAAUGAUUAGUCGACAUUCACUGAGUUUUUUUUGAAGUUUUUUUUUCUUCUUUUUGACUUGACAUAGAUAUAGUUGCACCAAUAAUACAACAGUCAAAAUGUCCAAGUGCUUAAGGACACGGAUUUGAAAUUUGUUGGGCUUCGCCCGCGCAGGUUUGAACCCUGCUUUGAUGAAAGUUUUUCUCGACAAGCCAAACAAUGGGGACGGAAAGGAUACUUGAAAGCAAUGACUGUAUGUAUUGUUUCUAAAAGAAUGUCAUGACCACUGCACAUGUUAUCUCAGUUUUGAUUUACUAAUUCGUAGUUGACUAACUCUUGAAUUAGUAAUGCAAUUAUUGUAAAAAUGUUUUGAAUCGAAUAAAUUUAACAUUUUAAAAAAUACGCAAUCUGCUCAUCUAUUGACGAGAGGGGAUUAAACUGAAUAGCUGAAGCAUCAAAAGUCGUGGCCAAUGAAAGGAUAUCUUGGUUAUAAGGUUGUAGCCGAGAGUUUCAUGGACAAUUGCCGUUUCUUUCCUGGUGAUUUCUUCCUGCGGAUACUUUCACAUUUCCUUACAAUCUUCACCACAAGUGUUUUGUCAAAAGGAUGGCGGAAUCUAUCGAAGUUAGUUAGUGUCUAACAUUGAGUACAUCGACUGUGAUAAGAAUGCUGAUCAUGGACGCUUUGUGCGGUUUGCUGACAGAUCUUUGCCAUUAAGCACAAUACUUGUGUUAAAAGAGUUUGCAUUUCAAGUUUGGUAGGCAAUGCAGCGAGAAAUGUACUCUUUUUUGGGGAUAAUAUUUGUAGUGGAAUGAGGUUUUCGUGGCUAAAUUUCAAUUAUGUUGAUCAUGACUUGAUGAGCCUAGCCGAUUGCCUCCAGGGGCGGACCCACUAAAGCCCAAAGGAGGUCACUUGACACUCUAAAAUAAUCAAAUAAAUCAAAUAGUAUACGAUUUUCUAAAGAAUCUGUGGCACUAAUGGUUGUUUUCUAAUCAAAUAGUAUAAUUUUUUUAUUUUUGAAAAUUAUAUAUAUAAAUAUAUACGAUUCCGGUAAAAUAAAUUUUUGAAUCCGCCACUAAUGUCUCAAAGCUUGUUUACUUAAUGAAAUUUUCGUUGUAUUUAAAUUACCGAGUGUGUCUAGGGUUAGGCACGGAUCAGAUAUCCGGAUUUUUAAGGUAUUUGUGAUUUGCUUUGUAUGUUACAGAUAUCUAAUUUUUUUAUUUGUUUUGCUUUGGAAAAAUACGGAUAUCAAAAUAAUAAAUAGAUAUUUGUAGAUAUUUACUAAUACUUACGGAUAUCUCAUCCGUUUAGACUAAUGCAAAUAAUCUUAAAAGUUUGAUACAAAAUUGUUUUGUAAAAUAUAUUUUUUGCAUGAUAUAUAAUAUAAAAAAUUAAAAAAGUAGUGAAUCUACAUAUUUUGUAAAAAAUUUAAAUUUAGUUAACAAUUAUAAUAACACAAAAUUUAAGAAAAAAAUUAUAAUUGUCAUAAAUCUUUUCUCUUCUUUUUAUGUAAUAAUUUUAUAUCAUACUUUUAUAUAAGUAAUUAUGUGAAUAUAAUUUAUCAAAUCAUAUGUUAGAAUAAUAAUUUUAUAUUUUUUUACAUUUAAAACUUUAAAUAUAAUCAAGUUAUACAUGUAUUUAUAUAUUGUCAGAGCGGAUAUCCGUUUUUCAAAAUUUUAAUAUUUGUGAUUUGCUUCGAUUUUAACGAAUAUUGAUUUUUAGUAUUUGGUUUAUUUCGAAAGUUUACAGAUAUCUGAAAUUUUCGGAUCGAAUCGAAACGAAUACCGAAUUGAAUCAAAUUUAACGGAUAAAUAUCCAGUCCUAAUCAAUUGUGGAUGUUAACUUCCCGGUUAGUUUUCAGCUCCUCAAAACAUUGGAUCUUAGUUGGAAGUAAAAUGCUUUCCUACCAAAGUUCAUUCGUUACAAAAGUUAAUAUAUGAUGAUAUGUCACUCAUGAUAUGUGGACUGAGUUUGUAAAGAAUGUUUCUUUAGAGCAUCAUUUAAUUAGUGAUGAGUUUUUCACCCAACAUUUAAUGAUAAAACUAAAGAAAUCAGAAAAGUAAGAAAGAGAAACAGAGUAAAUUGAAAAAGUAAAAGAAACGCUCGUCGUGAGAGAAAGAAACGCUUCUGAAAUGGAAAGAGAAUCUGAAGCCAGCUAUUAAUAAUUGUUUUUAUUUGAUAUUUAAUUAUAUAAUAUACUUAUUAUAGUAUGUUAUUAUAUACAGAGAGAUACCACGUAAAAUAGUGCUCUAACUAUCAAGGAUUAAAUUUAAAUCUAAAUCAAUUCAUAAAAAAAAAUUGAAAUCAAAGAUUCAUUGAAGUUUGAACUUGAACCAGAUCGGAUGAUUUUCAAGUUUUACUGGACUAAUUUUUAGUUGAUGGUUAUCUUGAUAAAAAAGAUGAAAUAUGUAUCCGUUAAGUUCCAGAUUUUUCAGAAUCAUAUUGGUAUCAAAAAUAUAUGUUAUUUCUCUAUUUAUUGAGGAUCUAUAGAACUAAAAGAGGGACCACACACAUCGUUAGAAUGUUUCAGCGAUGACAUCAUGUGUUCCGCAUCAAUGUUGCAAAAACAGUUCUUUGGGCGGCAAAAGUGAUUGUCGUACAGUCACGUAGGUCCGACGUAAUAGCGAUGUUCCACCAUAUAUUUAAUAUUUUUUCGCAAGCGUUUCGUUUCCGUAAACAAACACGAAACCAAAAUCAUUUCCAAAACACCAGCCCAUCCAAAAAUUACUUAGAUAAAUGUCUGGACGGACUGAGGCUGUCGAAACAAUUUUUGUUCGUUUCUUUACAGUUUUGAUUUUAUAAUUUAUUGACUUUAAUUUCAUUUUAUUCUAGUUUACAUGUGAUAAACUAAACCUUGUAAGUGUUUCAAAAAAAAAGAAAAAAAAACUAAACCUUGUAAUUAAUGCGAGGUCUGUAAAAGAUGUAAUAUCGAAAAGAAAAAAACAAGGCCUCAGAGAUCUUGGUGGUACAGAAUCAUCAAUUGAAUUUCUUCAUCAAGAAGUAGCAAAUAUAUUUAUAACAUCACUGGCCAAAAUCCAAAAAAAAGAAAGAUUGAUGAUGGAGUCAAAAGUAGCUGAUAAUGAUCACAUUUUUUAUCAUUGGGAAUCCGAGUGAUUUGUUCCAUCAUAUAAACAAUUAACAAGUUUUAAAAGAUAUUAAUAAUCGAAAAAAUAGAAAAGGACGAAUUAUAAAAAACGAUUGGGAGAGUGGUAGAUGUAUCUGCGUACUCAACGAAGAUUCUUUACAAAAGAAAACAAAGAAUCUUGGGAGGUUAAGAUGCAGAGAAAGCUUAUGAAGGUGUACGUAAGCAUGCAGGAUACAAAAUAAUCCAUAAUCUCUUUAGACUAACGAUAGAUUCCUUGAUCCAUUCACAUGAGUAAAGUAAUUGCAAACCAAAAAAAAAAUGCAAAUUAGACUCUUCUUUCCAAACCAAAUUACGAAGAAGGUGAAGAAAACAAGAAAAGAUUUUUUUAAAAAAAACCAUAAAACACAUGCGCCGAAUAAGAAACAAUUUCUAUUUUAUAUGACAGAGCAGAGCAGAGAAGUUGAGUAUAUAUAUAUGCAGUGAUGAAGAUAUUAUGAGAUGCCUUGGAGCAUGUCACGUUUCUCUUCAUAAGUUUUUCUUCAGUUAAUUUAUAAAAUAAAGGUAAAAGUAGGUGAGAGAAGGAAAAGUAAGAGGAGGGAUAGAAAAUCGAAUGUUCGCAGAGGUUACUCAACUGAAAGGUGUUCGGUCUUGGGCUGUUAUAUUUAAAUGUUAAUUAAAAAUGUAAAUUAUAUAAAUAUAUACAGCGAAGAAACUUCUGUGAGAGAUGACACCACUGCUGAUGCUAACCAGUAAAACAUACUGUUAUAAGCCCAUUAUUAAUAAGCCCGUAAAUCAGGAGAUGGUUGGUAGGCUAGACGGAUCCAACGGCGUUCUACAAAACAACUGCAACAAAAAAUAAUAAUGGCCCAUGCAGGUUUCGAAGACCUUGGCAUGUUCGAAAUGUAGAGUCGAAAACUGCAUCGUAUUGCCAAACUUCUUCUAUCUCACUUGAUUGUUCUUCCCCCGUGGCCAAAUCUGUUUCAAUCUCAAAAAAAAUGAAAGUAGUAGCAUAUUCCUGUGUCUCCACUUCUUCUUACCUAUCCAUUAUUCUUCUACAUCAAGAUCUUCUCCAUCGAACGAUCCGUUUCUCCUCAACAUUAGCAUACUCUGCUAAAUUCAGCGCCGGCUCAACACUUUUAGAAAUCCUAGGGCAAGAAAUUUUUUUUUACCUUCUAAAAUUUAUAUACAGAUAAUAUUUAAAAUAUUUUUUAAAUUUAAUCAGUAAUAUUUUGUUUAUUUUGUAAUGAAAAUAAAACUGUAUACAUAUCAAAUAAUUUUGGACACCUUUCAAUUUUAUUUAUUAUAUUUAUAAUUUUUUUAUAUAUAAAAAUAUAAAUUUAUAAAAAAUUAGGCCUUUUAAUUAGUAUUAUACGGGAGACACAGGUUUGGGCCCGGGACCGUCGAACCGCUUGUCCUCCCCAAUGAGCCGGCCCUGCUGCUAAUUAGACUAGAUCUUCCCCAGUAUUACACCGAUAUGGUUCUCUCUGCUAAUUAAUCGUCCAGAAUAAUACAGCGAUAUAGUCUUCACAUUGAUGAUGUUUCUCGUUUGGUUUGUUUCGUUACCGUUGGAUAUGUAUAUGCUGACAUACACUAAGGAUGGAACAAUUAUGUUUCACUAGAGUUCGCAAUUGUGCAGACGAAACUGACGAGCAAAUUGUGUAGAAGACAUAUGAUAUACAUCAUCUGCUGACUAUGGUACAUAAGCUUGUCCGAAAGGAAAGUUCAAAUGUCGGAAAACAGGACAUUCUACUUCAGUUUUGUUUUCUUCCAGAGUGUAUCUGUGGUAUGCUACUCAUUCUCCCGAAGAAAGUAACCCAAAAAAAGUAACCCGUAAAUUUUUUUUUUUUGUCAAACCCGUAAACUUUUAUUUAUUUAUAGUUUAUGCUUAUUUUGACUACCAAGUAAAACAAAAAAAUCAAAUCAGGCAUCUAUUCCAGACGUGCUAUUUAUUUUGUACGAAUAGAUAGUUGCUGUCCAAUCUUCUUCAACCUCCUGGCACUCGCAUAUUGUUAGUUGACGCAUACAAAAAAAAGAACAUAAAAUUGUUCCAGAAACCUUCAACCAAUCUCAACAAAAGAAUAGAAAAAAACAAGUAAUUGAAGGUCUUGACAUACUGGUGUUACAAGUACAAUUUUUGUUCCAUUUUUCUUCUCAAACUUAUACUUAAUGAUUUGUAAGACAUAAACAUAUUCACCACAAACCGCUAAAUCAUCUCAUAAUCAUAAAUAACCAUUGUAAAUGUGAUGUCUACUAAUCUAUAAUGAGACAAAUCAUUAUUGGAGAUCGGGACACGAUAAAAAGAGGCCUCAGAGAUCUUGGUGGUUAAAGAAUCAUCAAAUGAAUUUCUUCAUCAAGAGUAGCAAAUAUUUUGAUUGCAUCACUGGCCAAAUCCAAAAAAACAAAUUAUAAAAGUUAAAAAUUAAAAACAAAUCAAAAAGAAUUGAUUGAUGAUGGAUGAGUCAAAAGUAGCUGGUAAAUAAUCACAUUUUUAUUCAUUGGGAAUCCGAAUGAUUUUUUUCAUCACCCUCACCAUCAUCAAAUAUUUAACGUUACUAAUAAUCAAAGAAUAAUAAAAAUUCAACAGGGGAUAUUGAUAGAUGUAUCUGCGUAUUCACCAAAGAUCCUUUGUAAGAGAAACAAAGAAGCUUCGGAUAAUAAGAGGCAGAGCAAGCUUACGGAGGUACGUAAGCUUACAGGAUAGAGAAACGUAUCCAACAUCUAUUUAGCCUAACGAUAGAUUCCUUGACCCAUUCACAUGAAUCAAGUAAUUGCAAAUUAGGCUUUUUCCUUCUAAAUUAGAUUUAAGAAAACGAAAAAAGACGAUUUUUGUAUAAUAAAAAAAAAUCGAAAAUAGAUGCGCCGUAGAAGAAACAAUUUGAUUGAAUAUGUGACAGAGCAAAGAAGAUGAGUAUAUAUAUACAGUGGUGAAGAGGUAAAGACUUCAUAAACCCUAGAAGCGACUUAAUUGUUAGGUCUGGGCUUAUCUGUUAUAUGAGCCCAUGACUUAUACCUUUGUAUCACCAUGAUCCGACGACGUUUUAAUAAGGAAUGCAACAACAAAAAAAAUUGGCCCAUGCAGGUUUCGAACCUGCGACCUUCGCGUUAUUAGCACGACGCUCUAACCAACUGAGCUAAUGGGCCAAUUUGUUUGGAAAUAAUUAUACAGGUUUGUAAACUGCGAGUGUCUAGUGAAACUGCACCCAAACCUCUCCAGGUACGUCAGCUUGUCCGAAUGGAAAAUUCUAUUUUCGCAGGCCAAUCUCCUUUUAGUUUUGUUUUCUUCUAGAGUCAAUGAUGGUAUCUGUGGUAUGUAGCUAUGUUCUUUCCAAUGCUACACGGAAGAAGAAAACGUUGAACGAUUCCAAUGGUUUGCUCAGAUUGCUGUGAUGGGAGUGAUGAGUAUGAUGGUAAUGUGACAUGCUGGGAAAGCUGCUCGUGACAAUCUAAAGCAGAAAAAAAAAAUCGAAAAUAUAAUCAAGGGCUUGUGAUAAGGCAAAAGUGGGCUUGGUGAAAGAUAGAAGCAGAACUGAAGAAGCUGAGGAAUUUUUGAAAGGACUUGGUCCAACAGCUGAAAGGUUUGCUCUCAAUCUCUCUUUUAAUGAUGCUAAUGGCAUGAGAGUUAGAGAUUUUAUUUUUCAUCUCACAGAAACUUAUAUGGACAUAUGCUAGAGUGUAUUUAGAUUUUUAUUGGAAGGUGAAAGCAGAACCCUGUAUAUAAGUCUAGUUAGAUGCCUGAUAAUUCCUUGGCUAUCUUGAAUUCUGAUAUAUGGUGUUUUAUACAUCUUGUAUAUAUGCUUUUAAAUUGGUUUUCAAGUCUUUAUCGAGUCUUCCUAGUCCUUUUCGAGUCAUUACAGGUCUGGAGUUGCAUUGGAUGGGAGAUGAACCAGCUGGAACAAAAGAGGCAGAAAACAGUGCAAUUUGGUGAUUUUCACGCAGAACAGUCUUGAUGACUGUUCCGGAUAGCAGAGCAACCCGAGUGACUGUUCCGAGGGAGUGUUCCAGCGGCAGAGAUUUUUAAGGAAACAACAACCUAUUUCGGGAUUUGCCCUAAUCUCUCUAUUUUCUCUCCCAGCCGCCUGUGGUUUUGAUAUAUCUUCUUUUUCUGUUUUUCCUGAUUAUUCUACGCUGUUUUUGGGAGAAGAAACCAGACCUUAGAGUUGGAGACUUGUGAUUUGAUACUUUGUAAAGGGAGAAGGCUCCAUCUCUCUCACCAUAGAGAAGAACCCCCUGAACCCUUAUUCUAUUUUAUCUACACAUGUUUUAUUCA
Messenger RNA from Brassica rapa (field mustard), 13247 nucleotides. RefSeq names its product FBD-associated F-box protein At5g56370. The record is from RefSeq and is a predicted model, not a curated record. NCBI's taxonomy places the organism in Eukaryota, Viridiplantae, Streptophyta, Magnoliopsida, Brassicales, Brassicaceae. Gene Ontology annotation, molecular function: protein binding.